AUGGCGCAACCCAAGGUUAGUGAGACGUUGCUUGACGGACAACAGCCCUUUGCCGAGUGCGAAUUUGGCCUGGACCACCGUCUUACGAAGGCAGUAGCCAAGAUGCGCUUUGUGUACGCCACACUGGUGCAAGUGCAUUGCAUUCCGCUAGCUUUGCAAGGCAAAGACCUGCUGGUCCGCGCCCGCACGGGCUCUGGUAAGACGGCAGCUUUUGCAUUGCCUCUUCUGCAUAAGAUUUUGCAGCACAAGAAAGAUAAACCUAUCAUCAGCGAUCCAUCUAUCGGAGCACUAGUAUUGGUGCCUACAAAGGAGUUGGUGGAGCAGACACGGCGCCAUAUGGUGGAUCUCAUGUACUAUUGCCAAGACACGGUGAGUCUACUCGCACUUGGUGGGCAAAGCAUCAAUGCGCAGCAGGCACUGCUACGUGAUGCUCCUGAUGUGCUUAUAUCAACUCCUGGACGCCUUGUCGUGCAUUUAGAGGCUGGUAAUCUUACUCUUAAAAACUCGGUGCACACCGUCGUCAUCGAUGAGGCGGAUCUGGUACUCUCAUUUGGAUACGGUGAGAAUAUCCGCACAAUAUUUAAUGCUCUACCUAAGGCGUGCCAGACGUUCUGCAUGUCGGCAACGCUAAGCCCAGAACUGGAGAAACUUAAGCGUUCGGUGCUACACAAUCCCGCAGUUGUCAAGCUUGAGGAAGGAGCAACGGACGGAAAGAUUCAACAAUUUUAUUUACCAGUGAAAGCAGAAGAUAAGGACCUACUUCUGUACGCAUUGUUGCGACUUGGUGUCGUGAGUGGGAAGGUCAUUUUCUUUGUAAAUUCGACAGAUUUAGCAUAUCGUAUGAAGCUUUUUUUUGAACAGUUUAUGAUAAAAAGUGCAGUGUUGAACGCAAAGUUGCCGCACAAUUCGCGCCAGCACAUUAUCCAGGAAUAUAAUCGCGGUCUUUUUGACUACCUGAUUGCCACGGACGAUAGUGUAGAUGGUGAUGAAGUUGGUGACAAGGAUGAAGACGAGGUAGGAGAAGAAAAGGGCGUGGAAGUUGAAGAUGAAGAAGACGUGGAAGGGGAAGAAGAUGACGUGGAAGGAAAAGAAGAUGACGUGGAAGGAGAAGUAGUAGAACACCAUGGAGAAGACGAAGAAGGAGACAUGGUGGAAGAGCAAAGAAAAGAUGAGAAAGACGAUGGUGUAAUAUUUGAUGCUGCGUAUACUUCUGCCGAGAAAAUAGAUAAGCAUAAUGAUUCUGACCAAGAUUCCGAAAUAGCGAUCGUUGACACCACAGGUGCUGAUGAAGAAGAGGCUUCAGAAAAUGAAGUAAAAGAUGGCGACGACGACCAAAAGAAGAAAAAAGUUGUAGGCACAAAGCGUGGGCUUUCUGACGAUUCAAGUUAUGGUGUAUCUCGAGGUGUUGACUUUCGCGGUGUUCAAUUUGUUGUUAACGUUGACUUUCCAAAGAGCGUGCGUGCAUAUACCCAUCGUAUCGGACGGACUGCGCGCGGUGGUGCAUCCGGCACGGCGUUGUCUCUUGUGUCCAAAGGGGAUGCUAAGGAAGAGCGUGCACUGAUGCGUGUUCAAGCUACACAGCAGGCCGUUCGCUCUGAAACCAACGAUGUGAUUGCACAGCCUGCCGAGUUAGCAUUUGACCUUAAGGAAAUCGACUGUUUUCGCUAUCGAGUCGAAGACGUUCGUCGAGCUGUCACGCGCUCAGCUGUGCGCGAGGCUCAAUUGGCUGACGUCAAGAAGGAAAUGCUAAACUCCGAGCGCCUGGCAGCACAUUUUGAAGCUAACCCGCGUGAUCUUAAUAUACUGGAGCAUGACAAGGUGGUAGGCUCUGCACCUGUGCAGCCUCAUCUUGCGACUAUCCCCGACUAUUUGGUGCCAAUCGAGCUGCAGCCGCCAGCACCUGCGCGCAUGAAGAAGAAACACGGCAAGCACAAUAAGCGACAGCGUCUCACCGAGGGCAAGCGUCGAAUAGACAAUGAUCCGUUGCACACGUUCGUGGCUCCUGACGCUGAAGACACGAAACAGACUGUUGAAGACCGUAUUAGCUAUGGCAACACUGGCGUGGGCAAGAGUACUGCUGGUCGUCAGAAGUGGAAGAAGCAGCACCGCAAAGGUCAUUUUAACCCCAAAACAAUUGCCAAAAAGAAAUUCAAAAUGACCAAAGGCGCUUCUCACUAA
Messenger RNA from Plasmopara halstedii, 2178 nucleotides. RefSeq names its product atp-dependent rna helicase dbp9. The record is from RefSeq and is a predicted model, not a curated record. Gene Ontology annotation, cellular component: nucleolus. Gene Ontology annotation, molecular function: ATP binding; nucleic acid binding. NCBI's taxonomy places the organism in Eukaryota, Oomycota, Peronosporomycetes, Peronosporales, Peronosporaceae. Bases 1 to 2178 code for a protein of 725 amino acids. The transcript has a single exon.